Eubalaena glacialis (North Atlantic right whale) is the source of this 1068-nucleotide messenger RNA. RefSeq names its product dihydrodiol dehydrogenase (gene DHDH). NCBI's taxonomy places the organism in Eukaryota, Metazoa, Chordata, Mammalia, Artiodactyla, Balaenidae. The record is from RefSeq and is a predicted model, not a curated record. Gene Ontology annotation, molecular function: nucleotide binding; D-xylose 1-dehydrogenase (NADP+) activity. Gene Ontology annotation, biological process: D-xylose catabolic process.
AUGGCGAUUUCUCUGGAAGCAGCCAACCUGAAGGUCUUCGCGUUCCUAGCUGUUGCGGAGCUGGCGCUUCGCUGGGGCAUUGUGUCAGCUGGCCUUAUCUCCAGCGACUUCACGACGGUGCUGCGGACGCUGCCUCGCUCUGGGCACCAGGUGGUGGCGGUAGAGGCCCGUGACCUGAGCCGGGCGAAGGAGUUUGCGAGGAAACACGACAUCCCCAAGGCCUACGGAUCCUAUGAGGAGCUGGCCAAGGACCCGAACGUGGAGGUGGCCUACGUUGGCACCCAACACCCCCAGCACAAGGCCGCGGUGCUGCUUUGCCUAGCAGCGGGCAAGGCUGUGCCGUGCGAGAAGCCCAUGGGCGUGAACGCCGCGGAAGUGCACGAAAUGGUUCCUGAGGCCGGAUCCCGAGGCCUAUUCCUUAUGGAGGCCAUCUGGACCCGCUUCUUUCCUGCUGUAGAGGCUCUGAGGUCUGUUCUGGCCCAGGGAACUCUGGGGGACCUUCGGGUGGUUCGGGCAGAAUUUGGGAAGAAUCUCACCCAUGUACACCAGGCCAUAGACUGGGCCCAGGCUGGAGGUGGCUUGUUAGACAUUGGCAUCUACUGCCUCCAGUUCAUCAUUAUGGUCUUUGGUGGGCAGAAGCCGGAGAAGAUUUAAGCUGUGGGAAGGCGCCAUGAAACAGGUGUGGACGACACUGUCACUGUGCUACUCCAGUACCCAGGAGAGGUCCACAGCAGCUUCACAUGCAGCAUCACUGCCCAGCUCUCCAGUAUGGUCUGUGUGAGUGGUACCAAGGGCAUGGCCCAGAUCCUCGACCCCUGCUGGUGUCCAACAGAGCUGGUGGUGAAGGGGGAGCAUAUGGAGUUCCCAUUGCCCCCAGCCCCAGGCAAGGAGUUCAAUUUUACAAAUGGAAUGGGCAUGAGUUAUGAGGCCAAGCACGUCCAGGAAUGCCUGCAUAAGGGCCUGAAGGAAAGUCUUGUGAUUCCUCUGGCGGAAAGUGAGCUCCUGGCUGACAUGCUUGAGGAGGUGAGGAAGGCCACUGGAAUCACCUUCCCCCAAGAUAAACACUGA